GAGAAGGAACUAACCAUCUGUUUGUCUGUAUGAAGUAGGUUGGUUUUAUUCUUGAUUUUUUUUUUUCCUUUGGUUGAAAGCAAGCUUUUCGUUUUGACAAUACACUAAUCGAAUAAUAUGCUUAAAUAAUUCAAUGAACGUCUUGGCACAGAUCGCAAGGAAAAUGAGUCUCCCGGAGCCAAUAAGAUGUGACCGGAUACGAUAUAUCCUCUUAGACAACAACAUGUUUCCAUUCACUUCCACAUGACGCCAUUUACUGCAUGAACCCCAGCUCCCCCGGAAAGAAGGAAAAUAAGAACAGAAACUCUGGGAAGCGUUGAGUUUGUGAAGCAACAGAACAUACGUUAACUUCAGCAGCGUUUUCUGAAAAGUAUCCAACUGACACAAGUAUGAUUAUACAGUCUUCAAACUGUUAGCAAUACCGAGGGGAUUUUUUUAUGGAGAUUUAGAAUUUGGGUUAAUCACUUGCAGUUUGAUCUCACUUUAUUGCAUAAAGUAGCCAAGCAGCUAGUUGAUUCGGCAAGGAAUGUAGGAAAGCAUACUUAUGCGGUUUUUUUUUCUAUCGUGCUAAAAAAGUUGAAUUUGUUUAACUGGAGCCAAUUAUUCACCAUUAUCCGGUAUUGUGGAGGAGUAUGCUACUAAAGGUUUUCAUGAAUAAAGUUUCCAAACAGGAUUUCCUACUGACGAAAAGCAACAACGAGGGUGGCAGUGGUGCGAACCAGGACUUCAGAUGAGUUCAGUAUCUGGAGGAGGGGUCCAUCUUCAGCGUAAAGAUGGAGGCGGGAACUGGGAGCAGCAGUGGGUCGGCUGUGCCUGACAGUAGGGGGCAGUGUACUGGGGAACCGGGGUGCCAGCAGGUGCUUGUGCUGUCCCUGGACCAGAUCCACACAGUGGGGAGCACUAAUGAGUACACGGAGGGGCCUACGGUGGCGGCAGUCCGACCUGGGAGCCAACCGGCUGUUCUACAGCCACCACCACCUCAGCAGAAAUGUGAGCCAGUGGGGGGUUUGGCAGCAGAGCUGCACCAGCAGAGGUCUGCCACUAGGGGACAGCACCAACAUCAGUCCUCCCCUUCGGCCGUUCCCGCCCAGUCGCCCGUCGGCGCGUCCCACGGCGGCGACUUCGUCGAGGGGGGAGCCCCGGGCGACCCCGCCCCCGGCCGGGUCGCUACGGCAACCCCUAAAGCGUCGAAGCCAAAGCAGGGGGAGCCGAAGCUCUUCGAGGAGGAAGAGGAGGGCAAGGCGGGGCGCGGCGGCCACGCCCGGCUGUGCGAGGACUGCGGGCUGUGCACGUGCGAGGAGUGCGCCUUCCCGCGGGCGCUGCCCUCCUGCUGGGCCUGCCAGCACCGCUGCGUCUGCUCGGCCCAGAGCCUCCUGGAGUACGCCACCUGCGUGUGCUGCGUGAAGGGCCUGUUCUACCACUGCUCCAGCGACGACGAGGACGUGUGCGCCGACCGGCCCUUCUCCUGUGGGCCGUCCCGCCGGGGCCUGCGCUGGGCCGCCGUGGCCGCCGCCGCGCUCUUCCUGCCCUGCCUGCUCUGCUACCCGCCCGCCAAGGGCUGCCUGCGCGUGGCGCAGGGCUGCUACCGCCGCCUCAGAGGCCCGGGGGGGUGCCGCUGCGGACGGCCCAACGGCCGGAGCAAACACGCCCCCGGGCAGCCCGCGCGGAAUAAGUAGAGUCCGCGGCGGUGCGUAGUCGUCGUCGACGGAAAUGAGAAGUUUAGGUGCUCCCACGGUGAAUCCACACGUAGCGCGUUUUGCAGUCCACAGUUUUGCUGGAUUCCGUGUAAAUUCUUUUUAACAAUCCAAAGUGGAUUAUUUGUGUUCCGUCGCGCAGCUAUCUGAAGGAAUAGUUCUGCUAACCCAGUAGCCUCUUCGAUGGGAAGUGUUUCUCAGCAACCACGUGUGCAGCUGUGUCAUUGGAAGGCAUGGGGAAGGCCGUCCUGUGAGUCGAGGAAAUGUGCUGUCCUGGUGGAAGAGGAGGAAAGGUAUCUUUUCCCUGGGAAAACUUGCACUUACAAUGCACAGGACUCUACAGUACAAAACUCUACAUGUUCUUGAAGUACAUACGACCUUCCAAUCUUGCAUCAUUGGGUUGGGAUUUUGGGGAAAAAAAGGCAUGUUUUGUGCCUUUUUUUUAGCUGCAGUGUUUAAUAUAAGGGACCUUUUUUGAAGACGCAAUUUUGUUCAUUUUUAAACUGAAGUCAGUAAUGUAACUCAUGAUAACGUGUAAUAUGUCAGAUAAGCUUACAGAUAUACAUUUACAUGACCAAUUUUCUGUGAAAUGGAUUUUGAAGAUACACAAAUUGGUGUCUGGCAGUUUUCUACCAGAUUAGAUUUUGUUUUAUAUAUCAAUUGCAAAAGUGUCAUUUUGCUGUACAUUCAGUUGAAUGUAUAUCCAGAGUUGCAGGUUUUGUAUUACAAGUCAAAUGCUGCAUCAUGCAUACAUGAUUACCCCCCCCACUUCAUUACAAAUGUAAAUUUUACAUUGGCCUUUAAUCUUUUUCUAAUGUUUCAACAUAUGGUUUAGUGUAAAGAAUAUUUAUUUUCAAGUAUAUUUUAUUAAAAAAUAUAUUUAUUUUUUGAGGCAUUUUAAUACCAUUACCCUGUUUUAAAGUAUAACUUGUAUACUUUGAGUUGUGCAGGGAUUGCAUGUAUUCAGUAAAAAGAUAGAAAAUAUAUUAACAGUUGACAUUAAAAUGGAUUGUGGGUGUCAGUUUUUGAGUGACGCGCUUUAAAGCCAUGGUUAUAACUUGUGAUUCUGACGCGAUACAGUGGUGCAGGCAAUCUUUCUCUUGGAAUUUGGGACAUGCGUUCUUUGAAAGUAUGCGUAAUACAUGGCAUAUAUCAAUGUCAGGCAUAAGCAUGUAAUGAAAACAUGGAACUUUUUACAUUUAUAAAUGUCCUUAAAUGAUGAUAAUUUACUUGAGCGAGAAGUGGGGUUAAUGUUUGUUUAUUUUAACAUGGGUGCACAUCGGUUGGCAUUGAUGAACGAGUGCGGUCCACUCGCGGGUGGCUCACUUGCAAACAAAAGGCUAACCAGAAGUACAAGCGAAUAAAGUGAACAAAUCUCAAGUCACUCAAAACAACUCUCAUGAACUGGUCUAACAGCCCUUAGACACAGAGAUCUAUUUAUGGUCAC
This is a messenger RNA of Conger conger (European conger), 3141 nucleotides long. RefSeq names its product protein sprouty homolog 2-like. The transcript is spliced from 3 exons. NCBI's taxonomy places the organism in Eukaryota, Metazoa, Chordata, Actinopteri, Anguilliformes, Congridae. Gene Ontology annotation, biological process: negative regulation of Ras protein signal transduction; negative regulation of MAP kinase activity; negative regulation of fibroblast growth factor receptor signaling pathway. Gene Ontology annotation, cellular component: membrane; cytosol. The coding region runs from base 774 to 1676 and encodes 300 amino acids. The record is from RefSeq and is a predicted model, not a curated record.